ACCGAGGGAGGGGACCCCCACGCGGGGCCGGGCCAGGCAGCCGUUGGGGGAGGGAAGGAGGGGCACGCGUCCCCCCGCCAGCGCCCCCCACAACCGCUUCUGCGUCGGCCGAACCCGCGCCGCGGGGAGGGGCCCCCUUUGGUCAUCUCCUCGGCCCAUCGCUACCUCAGAAAGGCCCAAGGUCAACGGGGGAUCAUGUCUCAGGCUCCCGGGCUAUGAGAAGAGCUGCCUGCCCAGCCCCAUUCAGUCCUGUGCCAGGCUCUGCCACUGUUAUCCCCAGCUGCAGUGAGAAGAGGAGGAGGCUGGCACCAUGGGCCCGGGCAGCGUCCUCCGUGCCUGGGGGAUGAAAACGCUGCCAUGGACAGCCCAUGCCAAUCCGACCUCCUGAGCAGAAGUCUCCCCCAGCUGCCCACUGUGGACGCUCCUGGGCACAGCCUUGCCAAGAUGGGCUUGGAGAGCUAUGUGUCCUGUCCUUCGCAGCCCUCCUUCCACUUGUCUGGUCCUUGCGAAGCCUCAGCCGGCCCCAGCAGCAGCGGGGGUGGACCUCUGCCCCCAGGAGCUGGCAUCCCCUCAGCUGCAGCCAGCCCCAUGCCAGAGGGGCGCAGCGGGCAGGGUGGAGGGGAGCUGCGGCCCCUGCAGAGUGAGGGGGCUGCCGUGCUGAUCACUAAGGAGUGCCCACUGCUGGUUGCUCGGGGGGCCCAGCCUGAGACCCCCAAGCGGAAGCGGGUAGAGAGCGGUGGUGAUGCUCCUCCCAGCAAGCGGCGCUGGCCAGAGGAGGGCAGUGAAACGCCGGUCCAGAGGGAGGCUGUGGUCACCGCUGCCGAGCGGCUGGCUGUGGACUACAUCGUGCCCUGCAUGCGCUGCUAUGGCAUCUGUGUGAAGGAUGGUUUCCUGGGGGCAGCCUUGGGCAGCCGGGUGCUGGCAGAGGUGGAGGCCUUGAACCGAGACGGGCGCUUUCGGGACGGACAGCUUGUGAGCCAGAGGGCUAUCCCCUCGCGCAGUAUCCGGGGAGACCAGAUUGCCUGGGUGGAGGGGCGUGAGCCUGGCUGUGAGAGUAUCGGGGCCCUGAUGGCCCAUGUGGAUGAGGUGAUUCUCCACUGUGCUGGCCGUCUGGGCAGCUACGUCAUCAAUGGCAGGACCAAGGCCAUGGUGGCUUGUUACCCUGGCAACGGGCUGGGCUAUGUGCGGCAUGUGGACAACCCCCACGGAGAUGGGCGCUGUAUCACCUGUAUCUAUUACCUGAACCAGAACUGGGACAUCAAGACACACGGAGGCUUGCUGCAGAUCUUUCCAGAGGGCCGGCCAGUGGUGGCCAACAUCGAGCCUCUGUUUGACCGGCUCCUGAUCUUCUGGUCCGACCGCAGAAACCCCCACGAGGUGAAGCCAGCCUAUGCCACCAGGUACGCCAUCACCGUCUGGUAUUUUGAUGCCAAGGAGCGGGCUGCAGCAAAGGACAAGUAUCAGCUAGCAUCAGGCCAGAAGGGCAUUCAAGUGCCAGUGCCCCAGCCAAGCCAGCCCACUUAGUGGAAAGCGCUUGGAAUCAGCCAGAUGGCCACCCCUCGGCUGGGCUGCCAGCUCCCCUCGCCCUGUGCUGCUCUGCUGGCUGCGGGGCUGGGCUGUCCCUGACAUCCCUGCCAUUCCCUCGAUUGCUGCUUCUGCCUGUGCCUGCCUGCCUUCCCCCUCCCCAUGUUGGUGGAGGGGUUACUGCCAGCCCCCAAGAGGAGCAGGAGUGCCCACUUCCUGGGCACCAGAGGAGCUGGGCAGGGAGAGGCAGCACCCCAUGCACGUGGCCCUCGGGCUGAGUGAGGGUGGCCAGUUCCCCUUCCCCCAGCUCCAUAAGGAGUGAGCCUCCCUUGGACUUGCCCCACAGUGGGCCCCCCAGUCCCCCCUCCCCACCCUGAGACUGCCCCCUCUAACCAGGAUACAAGAUUGGAAUUGUUGGGGGUUGGGGAGGGUCAUGGCCUCUUGCUGGCAAGGGGGGUAGGGGGGACUCCUACCCCCCUCCUCCAGCCUGGAAUGUGAAGUGCCCCUCCUCUCCCCCUGCCUUGGCCCUGGCCUCCCCUGGACUGAGCUUCCUGUGGGGGUAGGGGGUGCUCAGCGGGGGCCUCGGCUGCAGACUUGCCGCCCGCCCCCAAAUAAAGUUUACCUCAGAGUCGUGCA
This is a messenger RNA of Monodelphis domestica (gray short-tailed opossum), 2160 nucleotides long. The record is from RefSeq and is a predicted model, not a curated record. Lineage: Eukaryota; Metazoa; Chordata; Mammalia; Didelphimorphia; Didelphidae.